This is a messenger RNA of Capronia coronata CBS 617.96, 1734 nucleotides long. RefSeq names its product arylsulfatase. The record is from RefSeq and is a predicted model, not a curated record. The transcript has 3 exons. The coding region runs from base 1 to 1734 and encodes 577 amino acids. Gene Ontology annotation, molecular function: arylsulfatase activity. NCBI's taxonomy places the organism in Eukaryota, Fungi, Ascomycota, Eurotiomycetes, Chaetothyriales, Herpotrichiellaceae.
AUGGGGAAACCUACGGGGACCGCUGCGGUCGAUGGAGCGGGCGGCACAAGGCCCAACUUCCUGAUAAUCAUGGCCGACGACCUCGGCUUUUCGGACGUUGGAGCGUUCGGCGGCGAGAUCAAGACGCCGCACGUCGACAGUCUGGCCGCCGACGGGAUCAGGAUGACGGACUUUCACGCCGCCGCAGCCUGCUCGCCUACCCGGUCCAUGUUGCUGAGCGGCACCGAUAAUCGCAAGUAUCCACCUGGCCCCGUACCCCACAUUGCCGGCCUAGGCGCCAUGAUUGAGUCAAUCCAAGAGUUCCAGAAAGGUCAGCCCGGGUACGAAGGCUACUUGAACGAUCGGGUCGCCCCGCUCCCCGAAAUGCUCCGUGAUGCCGGCUACCUGACCCUGAUGUCGGGGAAGUGGCAUCUUGGGAUGACGCCGGACCGUUACCCAUCGCAGAGGGGAUUCGACCGGUCGUUCAGUCUGUUGCCGGGCGCUGCAAACCACUACGGCUGGGAACCGCAGGCGCAAGAAAGAAUGCCCCAGUUGAUGGCGCGGAACAGUAGCUUCUACGUAGAGGACGAUACGCCGAUCUCCCCGGCCGACCUGGGCCCGGAUUUCUAUUCUUCUCAGAGUUUCACUACCAAAUUACUCCAAUAUCUUGAACAACGGGACGACCGUCAGCGACAACAGCCAUUUUUUGCCUACCUACCGUUCUCGGCGCCCCAUUGGCCACUGCAAGCCCCGGAAGAGGACUGCCGAGAUUACCGGGGUGUGUACGACGAAGGGCCCGACGUCUUGAGACAGAAGCGGCUCGCCCGCCUCAGGGAGCUCGGCAUCAUCGCACCGGGCACGAAAGCUCACGACGUGAUUACGCCGCCCGUCGACCGCCCACUAUCGCGAGAGUGGGAUACACUCACGGAAACCGAGCGGCAAUUCUCAUCCCGGACCAUGGAGACGUACGCCGGAAUGGUCCAAAACAUGGACCGAAAUAUCGGUCGCCUGAUCUCCUACCUAAAGUCGACCAAAGAAUUCGACAAUACGGUUAUCAUGUUCAUGUCAGAUAAUGGUGCCGAGGGUUUGCUGUUGGAGGCUUAUCCGGUAGUGACGGAGAACAUAUUUGACUAUAUCGACCGCUAUUACGACAACAGCCUGGAUAACAUUGGCCGAGCGAAUAGCUAUGUCUGGUACGGUCCGCGGUGGGCGUCCGCUGCCACGGCUCCUUCCCGACUGUACAAGUCAUUUUCGUCCGAGGGCGGUAUUCGAGUCCCCUUGAUUCUGAGAUAUCCACCAUUCACCGCCGCCAGGGCUGGGGACAUUGAACGGUCGUUCGCGACCGUCAUGGAUAUAACACCUACCCUGCUUGAUCUGGCAGCCGUGCAGCACCCGGGCGGCCUCUACAAAGGCCGUAGCAUUGUCCCCGUCCGGGGCAAGUCCUGGGUGCCAUAUCUCUCAGAUCCGCGAAAGCAUGAGUUUAUCCAUGGCGAAGAUACGGUGACGGGCUGGGAGCUCUUCAACCGGCGAGCACUUCGUAAAGGUAAUUGGAAGGCCGUCAUGAUACCAGAGCCCUAUGGGCCAGGCAAGUGGCAGUUGUAUAACCUGGACAAGGAUCCCGGUGAAACAGAUGACCUGGGAGCCUCGCUGCCUGACAAGCUUCAAGAGCUUCUCAAGCACUGGGAUGACUACGUUAGAGAUGUGGGCGUUGCCGGCGUAGCACCGCAAUACGGUGUCCUUCGUGUUACAGGCUGA